Molecule: messenger RNA, 2961 nt
Organism: Mesoplodon densirostris (Blainville's beaked whale)
Lineage: Eukaryota; Metazoa; Chordata; Mammalia; Artiodactyla; Ziphiidae
Gene: GPSM2
Product: G protein signaling modulator 2
Exons: 15
Coding region: 429-2474 (681 amino acids)
Molecular function (GO): GTPase regulator activity; protein binding
Source: RefSeq, a predicted model, not a curated record
GAGUUCUGACCCACGUGACCUGUGGGGGCGGGGUAGGGGGGUUGCGCGCCGGCUUUCCGCGGUGCCUCUGCCUGAGGACCCGCCGGGGGAAGGGCCGCGGCCACCCGCCCGUAGCCCGGGUGGCCCCUGCCGCAGCUUCGCCGUGUGCGCCGCGCUUCCCAGACUCGCCGGCCCCCGCGAGAAAUGUUGCUGAAGUGCUGCUGAAAGGGCCAGAGACGCAAGGAUUUGGGACACAUUUUGAACCUUUAAGCUGUCUGACAUUGACCUCCUUUCAUUAUUAAUAAAGAAGAAGCAGGAGCUUAGGUUGUAUUAACACCAACUCAUUAAUAUACUAACCGGACAAUGUUCUGCAACGACUCUACAUUGUAGAACUGGAUUGGCACAAAAUAAAAUAAUUUCUUAUUAUACCCAGCUUAUAAUAUGAUUCGAUGGAGGAAAAUCUGAUAAGCAUGAGGGAAGACCAUUCUUUUCAUGUUCGUUACAGAAUGGAAGCUUCUUGCCUAGAACUGGCGUUGGAAGGGGAGCGUCUGUGUAAAUCAGGAGACUGCCGUGCUGGUGUGUCCUUCUUUGAAGCUGCAGUUCAAGUUGGAACUGAAGACCUAAAAACACUUAGCGCUAUUUACAGCCAGCUGGGCAAUGCUUAUUUCUAUUUGCAUGAUUAUGCCAAAGCAUUAGAAUACCAUCAUCAUGAUUUAACUCUUGCAAGGACUAUUGGAGAUCAACUGGGGGAAGCUAAAGCUAGUGGUAAUCUGGGAAACACCUUAAAGGUUCUUGGGAAUUUUGAUGAAGCUAUUGUUUGUUGUCAGCGACACCUAGAUAUUUCCAGAGAGCUUAACGACAAGGUGGGAGAAGCAAGAGCACUUUACAAUCUUGGAAAUGUGUAUCACGCCAAAGGGAAAAGUUUCGGCUGCCCUGGUCCUCAGGACGUAGGAGAAUUUCCAGAAGAAGUAAGAAACGCUCUGCAGGCAGCCGUGGAUUAUUAUGAGGAAAACCUAUCACUAGUGACUGCUUUGGGCGACCGAGCAGCCCAAGGACGUGCCUUUGGCAAUCUUGGAAACACGCAUUACCUCCUUGGCAACUUCAGGGAUGCAGUUAUAGCUCAUGAGCAGCGUCUCCUUAUUGCAAAAGAAUUUGGAGAUAAAGCAGCUGAAAGAAGAGCAUAUAGCAACCUUGGAAAUGCGUAUAUAUUCCUUGGUGAAUUUGAAACUGCCUCUGAAUACUAUAGAAAGACACUACUAUUGGCUCGACAGCUUAAAGACAGAGCUGUAGAAGCACAGUCUUGCUACAGUCUUGGAAACACAUAUACUUUACUUCAAGACUAUGAAAAGGCCAUUGAUUAUCAUCUAAAGCACUUAGCAAUUGCUCAAGAGCUAAAUGAUAGAAUUGGUGAAGGAAGAGCAUGUUGGAGCUUAGGAAAUGCAUACACAGCUCUAGGAAAUCAUGAUCAAGCGAUGCAUUUUGCUGAAAAGCACUUGGAAAUUUCAAGAGAGGUUGGGGAUAGAAGUGGUGAACUAACAGCACAACUCAAUCUCUCAGAUCUUCAAAUGGUUCUUGGUCUGAGCUACAGCACAAACAAUUCAAUGAUGUCUGAAAAUAUUGAAGUUGAUAACAGUUUGCAUGGUGCACGCCCCAAGUUUGGACGCCGACACAGUAUGGAAAACAUGGAACUUAUGAAGUUAACACCAGAAAAGGUUCAAAACUGGAACAGUGAAAUUCUUGCUAAACAAAAACCUCUUAUUGCCAAACCUUCUGCAAAGCUCCUCUUUGUCAACAGAUUGAAGGGGAAAAAAUACAAAACUAAUUCCUCCACUAAAGUUCUCCAAGAUGCCAGUAAUUCCAUCGAUCAUCGAAUUUCAAAUUCUCAAAGGAAAAUCAGUGCAGAUACUAUUGGAGAUGAAGGGUUCUUUGACCUACUGAGCCGAUUUCAAAGCAAUCGGAUGGAUGAUCAGAGGUGCUGCUUAAAAGAACAGAACUCUGGAUCAGCUUCAACAGCAGCUUCUGCCACUCCCCCCAGAAUCAUGCUACAAACACCAUCUGUUUCCAUGGUGUCCCCCAACACAGAUGAGUUUUUAGACCUUCUUGCCAGCUCACAGAGCCGCCGUUUGGAUGAUCAGAGAGCCAGUUUCAGUAAUUUGCCCGGGCUUCGUCUGACACAAAACAACAGUCAGUCAGUACUUGGCCACCUGAUGACUAAUGACAACAAAGAGGCUGAUGAAGACUUCUUUGACAUCCUUGUAAAAUGUCAAGGAUCCAGAUUAGAUGAUCAAAGAUGUGCUCCACCACCUGCUGCCACAAAGGGACCAACAGUACCAGAUGAGGACUUUUUUAGCCUUAUUUUACGGUCUCAAGCAAAAAGAAUGGAUGAACAGAGAGUUCUUUUACAAAGAGAUCAAAACAGAGACACUGAAUUUGGACCGAAGGACCUUUUGCAGAGUAAUGCUCUGUUGGAACUUGAAAAUUCAGGAAAAAAAUAAGCAAACCACUAGUAUACAAUGAAUAUCUUUUUUAAAGCGACCUUAUUUCCUUUCAGAACACUGCAGGAAAAUUCAAUCUAUUACUUUUUUCCUUCAAAGGAGAAAUUAUAGCACUGUACUGCAGCUUAAAAUGUUUUUAGCAUGAUGUAAAUAUUUAACCUUUGAUAGCAUAGUAUUAAUUAACAUUCCUCUGGACACUCGUUUCAGGAUAGAGGUGUCUUAAAAGGUGCUUCAUCAACUUUUGUGAUUACUGCUUGGGAUUAUGUUCUUCAGCAACUUGUCAGUUUCCUUUACAUAGUAUUUGUAAAGUAGGAAGUUAAAUGAAUCUAGCCUAGGAUUUAAUCCUCUUGCUGAGGUAGUUUUUUUUUUUUUUUACUCUUAAUUGACAAUGGCUCUUUUUUAUACCAAUGUAGUGCGAAAUUAUGCUAUUUCAUAAAAAUAAUAUACUUGACCAAUGUGUAAAAAAUUAUACAGUCUAUUAAAAAAU